Messenger RNA from Spizellomyces punctatus DAOM BR117, 908 nucleotides. RefSeq lists its product as uncharacterized. Lineage: Eukaryota; Fungi; Chytridiomycota; Chytridiomycetes; Spizellomycetales; Spizellomycetaceae. Bases 111 to 653 code for a protein of 180 amino acids. The transcript has 3 exons. Gene Ontology annotation, biological process: mitochondrial respiratory chain complex I assembly. The record is from RefSeq and is a predicted model, not a curated record.
AGACAACUGUGCCACGGGCACGUGUUCAGCUGCGCCACACAUCGGGCAAGUUCAGAAUUUGGAGAGGAAAGUGCAUUCGUCCAUCAUUCUGCCGUCCACUAAAUAUCAAAAUGAGCUGGAUUCCGAUUUCCUCAAAGUCUGUCUUUGAAAAUCAUAUUCUGGAUGCCUCAUGCGGGGCGGAGGCUUUCAAAGCCGGCGGUGUCGGUGCUGUUGCGGGAGCGUUGGGUGGAAGCGCGUUCGGCUGGUGGGUAGCAAUGCCCGGUCAGCAAAUCCUGAAAGAAGCCGCCAGUUCGUCACUGUUCUUCGCCGCGGCAGGAGCCGCCUUUUACGGAACCAAGUGUACGGUGGCCCAGAUUCGGCACCGAGAUGAUAUGUGGAACGCCCCCGCUGGAGCUUUGGUUGCCGGUGUGAUGCUGGGCUUAAGAUCGGGCAAGAUGAGCAGAGUGGUUGCACAUGGGGCUCUCCUUCCCGUCGUUGUUGCCUUUACGGAGUGGGCAGCCUUCACUUCUAGUGAGACGAAAGAUCUCAGUUAUGAACAAAAACAACAGAAACGGGACGAAGGUUUCUUCCAAUGGCCAAAGCGGGAUCCUUUUGCUGAGAGAUGGGCGGAAAUCAAGAAGCGCGAGGAGGAAAAGGGUGCACCAUCAGCUUAAUUAUUGUAGAAAUCUUGAAUUUAUACUCAUUGGAUACCAAUGCUCUUCUAUGGUACUCGGCCGGGGAGGUAGCGGCCACAGGUGAAUGACUUCAGAUACCGCGCGAUCAUAAAUACAUAGGGUGCCAAUGAUUCCAUCAGCAUGAAAGGGUUGGCUCUCGCUGGUACUCAUGUAUUGACAAGCGGGCAGUGAAGUGCUUUAUGGCCUGCAUGACCACAAUGGUGACAAUGAAUAUGAUCAAAUCGACAAAGACUG